Sphaeroforma arctica JP610 is the source of this 1504-nucleotide messenger RNA. RefSeq lists its product as hypothetical. The transcript has 5 exons. Gene Ontology annotation, cellular component: cytoplasm. Gene Ontology annotation, biological process: protein prenylation. The coding region runs from base 1 to 1161 and encodes 386 amino acids. The record is from RefSeq and is a predicted model, not a curated record. Lineage: Eukaryota; Ichthyosporea; Ichthyophonida. Gene Ontology annotation, molecular function: protein prenyltransferase activity.
AUGCGCACAGAUACUUCCGGGAUGUUGGCAUUUAUUACUGUCUAUAAACGGUGCAUUAGUAGGCGUACGCAAACGGCACUAAGCGAGCUCACGAUAGCAGCUGUGCGCACCUUCAAAGAGCUUCUCAGGACGUAUAAAGACGUACAUACACCCGAACUUCGAAAGUAUACGGCGCAGCCGGAGAGCAGAUUCAAGGGUGAUUCACAAAGCUGUGCAUUCGAUGCCAGCUGUACCUGUUUCCAGAGACGAGCAAUUGUCAGCGGCGGUGAGAUUGAAGCCAGGUUGAGGCUUGCCAGUUUUCUGCUGCUCCUGUUUUGUCCUGACUGGCACACAGCUUGGAAUUUCAGGAAAGCUCAAUUGGUCGACUUAAAGAUUGAUGUGAGUAGUGAGCUUGGUUUGACGACACUCAUUCUCCGUAAGCACCCCAAGAGUGGAUGCACCUGGCAACACAGACGAUUCCUGAUGAAGUUGUUACGGAGACACGGGCCCCUGCAACCACACGACUAUGAGCGUGAAUUCGCGGUGUGUACAAGGGCAGCCGACGCAUACCCCAAGAACUACAUGGCGUGGAAUUAUCGCCGUCUGGUCCUGGGCUUAAACACUCAUGGAGGGAUCUGUUCGGAAGAAGUGCUGAUGACCGAGCUUGCUGCAUCGGAUGUGUGGAUGCAGUCUCACAUAGGAGACUAUUCGGCGCUGAGAUACAGAGCACUGCUGUUAAAGCUCAUCUCCUUCAGCUGUCGGAAUACGAAGCAACGGACAAAAGGUCAAGAGAAAGACCAGGACGUGCUUCAAAACGUUAAACAGAGCGAUUUGAGCUCUCAGGGUCUUCACCGACUGGAGGUUGAACUGACGAGUAAUCAAUCACAAAUACACUUCUACUCCGGCCAUGAAGCCCUUUGGGUGUAUCGCAGAGAUCUACUCGACAUAUGUCAAACGCUUCUUCCAAAGACACACAUGACAGCAAUGCUCGCAGACGAAGCAGAUUGGGUGCAAUGCCAUAGUGGUGCAGAAUCCACCAAGAACAUCGAAGUCACAUCAGGAGGAAAAGUUAGUCAUCCAAUUACCGGUGUCGCUGUGAACAGUGAGAGCGACCGCCAACAAUUAUUCGCACGUCAUUAUUUGCAGAACAUACUUUGGUACACGGCACGCGCAGUUGAGUGACCUCCAACAUCAAUAGCUUAAAUGUGCUUUUGAAUACGCAUUAAGAGUUUGAGUAAGUUUGAUCCCAUUUGCAUGCCGUGUAUGCUGUGACACUCACAGCAUGCAUUUGACAGAACUUCUUCCAUCUAUUGGAAGACUGAUGGGCUGCCGCAGCACAGGAAGCUCUUUCCAUCGCUGGAGGUUGUUGAAGCUCCAGGGGGAGCUUUUUGUAUACUCUCUUUGCUAGUUGCAUUCACUGUCUGCAAGGUCGCACGGGGAUCGACCAUAUUCAGUAUUAGCAGUGCUAUAUCAACUGCACCCAGCAUAUCAACAGCUAAGAAGCAACGGAUAGCUGCCGAACGAA